AUGGCUGAAGUACGCAUCGCGCCUCAACAUCGUUCAGUCGAGAUCCUAGCGUCGAAGUUGCGACGGCGGCAGAUUGUUGGCUCGCGUGCUACGGCCCUCGAAACCCUGCUAGUCCUCCGUCAAGUUAUUUCGAAAGCUCGCUUUUCAAAUAUCGACCAGUUGGUAGAGAUCAUCAGGAGUGUUGGACGAAGAUUGGUAGAGGCCCAACCUAAAGAGCACUCCGUGGGUAACACCGUCAGAAAAGUCUUACACCACAUACGCGAAGAAUACCAGACCGCCACUCGAGGCACAUCUACGACGACGCAGACCUCAUUCUCAAUAUCCAAGUUUGUUCUACAAGGGCAGCCAAGAAGGCAGGCCACUGUGCCCAAAACUGAAAACAGGGGGACUCUAAAGGAGAACGAUCCUGAUGAUCCUGAUUCUUUUGCACGGGGGCUUAAGCCAGUACUCAUGGAGGCUAUCCAAGAUGUUCUCGAUGAGCUGGAGACGGUUUACGACAAUGUGGCAAAAAAUGCAAAGGAUCACAUACAUCCAGAUGAAAUUAUUCUGACCCUAGGAAUGUCAAGGACUGUUGAAACUUUCCUGAAAACAGCGGCGCACGGCAGGAAUUACACAGUGAUCGUAGUGGAAACAGCACCUUCAUAUUCGGGAAGAGAAAUGGCAAAGGCAUUGUCGCUGGCUGGGAUCUCGACUUUUCUUGUUCCAGACUCCUCCAUUUAUGGUCUGAUGUCUCGGGUGAACAAAGUCAUUUUGGGUGCACAUGUUAUCCUGGCAAAUGGUGGCAUGUUUGCUAUCACAGGCUCCCUUGUAGCGGCGACCGCUGCAAGAGCACAUAGUACACCCGUUGUGGUUUGCGCAGGCCAGUUCAAAUUAACCCCACUCUGGAAUCUAUACCAUGAAUAUGGGUCCCAUGACUUCGGCAAUCCGAGCGACGUUUUGGGUUUCGAAGAAGCGGAUUUAGUCGAUAAGGUUGAUGUUGUCAACCCUUAUUAUGACUACGUUCAGCCAGAUUUGAUUGAUGCUUUUAUAACAAAUGAUGGUGAUCACCCUCCAUCAUCAAUUUACCGACUACUGAAGGAGACAUACGAUGAUGAAGACAACGAGUUGUGA
Molecule: messenger RNA, 1110 nt
Organism: Laccaria bicolor S238N-H82
Lineage: Eukaryota; Fungi; Basidiomycota; Agaricomycetes; Agaricales; Hydnangiaceae
Exons: 7
Coding region: 1-1110 (369 amino acids)
Biological process (GO): translational initiation
Cellular component (GO): eukaryotic translation initiation factor 2B complex
Molecular function (GO): translation initiation factor activity; guanyl-nucleotide exchange factor activity
Source: RefSeq, a predicted model, not a curated record